GCUGAGUCCCCCGAAGCCUUGGGGGCCACUUUGCUCAGAGCCCCUCCGCUAUGGGCCCAGCCCUCACCACCUCUCACUUCUGAUGCAGUGUGCCUUCCCCUUCCCACAGGUAGCGUAUGGAGAACUUUACAGGGAGUGCACAAGUGUUGGGAAGCACCUGCGUGGCACGAUGGAGGAAGAUCCCCCACCCAAAUGCUCGCUCCCCUCAGUCCCGUGGUGUGCAAAUUUAUGUUAACCACAAAACCUCUAGAGUUACCCACAAAAAGUCAGUCUGCUGUGACCCCCCUGGAGUGGCCCUGUCUGGGUGACCGAGGAGGUGUAACUCAGGAGGCGAAGGGCUUCUUCUGGUGCGGGUGCAGUGACGGGGUGUGCAGAAGUGGUGCCUGCGUCCGAGCAUCGCUGCUCUGCAGACUGGGCGCACACUGCAGAGUCCACCGCGCCCCUGUCCCCGCUGGGCCGGGCAGCUCUUCCCCCGCCCCCUGCAGCCCUCCCCUCGCCCAGGGCCGGCUCUCCCCCUGCAUAAAGCCGGCAGGGCCGGGCGCUGCCCUCAGCCUGCCCCGGCCAUGCACCCCGCGCCCCGCAGAGGCGCAUCCCUGGAGGCGGCGCCGAGCCCGCGGGACCCCGCCGGGCAGUUAAAUAAGUCAGCUUACACGAUGAUUGAAGAUAACAAAGAGAAUGAAGACCACGAAGAAAGAGGGAGGACAGCCAUCAUUUUUUCCUUGAAGAAUGAAGUUGGAGGACUUGUAAAAGCAUUAAAACUCUUUCAGGAGAAGCAUGUAAAUCUGGUACACAUUGAGUCACGGAAGUCCAAGAGACGAAAUUCUGAGUUCGAGAUCUUUGUGGACUGUGACAGUAACAGGGAACAACUGAAUGAGAUCUUCCAGCUCCUGAAAUCCCACGUCAACGUUGUCUCUGUGAGCCCAACAGAGUAUUUCAAUGUCCAGGGAGAUGACAUGGAGAAUGUUCCCUGGUUUCCCAAGAAGAUCUCAGAUUUGGAUAAGUGUGCAAACCGGGUGCUGAUGUACGGGUCUGACUUGGAUGCCGACCAUCCUGGUUUCAAAGACAAUGUUUAUCGCAAGAGGCGAAAAUAUUUUGCAGACCUGGCUAUGAACUACCAACAUGGUGACCCAAUUCCCAAGAUUGAAUUCACUGAGGAGGAGAUCAAGACUUGGGGGACUGUGUACCGAGAGCUUAACAAUCUUUACCCAACUUAUGCCUGCAGAGAGUACCUUAAAAACCUACCCUUGCUCACCAAACACUGUGGGUACAGGGAAGACAAUAUCCCCCAGCUGGAAGAUGUGUCCCGCUUCCUGAAAGAGCGCACAGGCUUCACCAUCCGCCCCGUUGCUGGAUAUCUGUCGCCCAGAGACUUCUUGGCAGGAUUAGCAUUCCGAGUCUUUCACUGCACUCAAUAUGUCAGACACAGCUCGGACCCUCUCUAUACACCAGAGCCUGACACAUGCCAUGAGCUCCUAGGCCAUGUCCCUCUUUUGGCUGAACCCAGUUUUGCUCAGUUCUCCCAGGAAAUUGGUCUUGCAUCACUUGGGGCAUCAGAUGAGGCUGUCCAAAAACUGGCAACGUGCUACUUCUUCACGGUAGAGUUUGGCUUGUGCAAGCAAGAGGGUCAGCUACGAGUUUAUGGGGCUGGCUUGCUCUCUUCGAUUAGUGAGCUCAAGCACUCACUCUCUGACAGCGCCAGAGUCAAGCCUUUUGAUCCAAAGGUCACCUGCAAGCAAGAAUGUCUCAUUACAACUUUCCAGGAGGUUUACUUUGUUUCCGAAAGUUUUGAAGAAGCAAAGGAAAAGAUGAGAGAGUUUGCAAAAACCAUCAAGCGGCCCUUUGGGGUGAAGUACAACCCCUACACUCAGAGUGUGCAGAUCCUGAAGGACACGAAAAGCAUCGCCAGCGUGGUGAAUGAGCUGCGCCAUGAGCUGGACAUUGUCAGCGAUGCCCUCAGCAAGAUGGGCAAGCAGCUGGAAGUUUAACACCCUCCCAAUACUGUGGUGCAAGCCAGUUCUUCCCUUUUCCCCACUGGUUUCUUUCUAGGCAUAUAACGUGUUGCAUGCAGAACUCAGUCCUUUACACAUGGAAGAGUGAAUGGUCCAUUAGAAUAUAACGAUUUUAUCUUGUUGCUCUCCAUAAAUUUCCUCACAUAAAUGCAUUCCUCCAUCCCCCUUAGGUAAAAAAGGCCCAGAGUUGCCUUUUAAAACCUGUAGGGGAGUAGAGAAAUUAGACUGGAGAAAAAGUGUGGUCUGUGGAUCAGGGCUGGGAUCAAAUGAUGCAGGAAGUGGCUUAUGAGGCAAAAAUGGAGUAAUUGACCCUAGGGAGAAUUCAAUUUCUGAGUCCAGCAGUCUAUGCUACUGAUUGUAUAGAGCUGAAGACUUGACAGCGCAGAAGCUGUGCUAAUUCAGUGUUUCUAAGUCUGGGCUACCAAGUUUGAAACCUGAAUGAUUACAAUGCAGGCAUCAGGACACAAAUAGCUGCAGGUUCCACAUGAAAAAAGGGAGGGGUCAAAUCUUGCUUUCAAAGGGAUUAUUCUUGCCACGAAGAGUUGCAAAUGUGCUGUUUGGCAUGCUUCUUGUAUAAGGCAGAGAAAGAGCUGUUGCAUUAAAUCCUAAUUAUGUUUAUUUUAAGCAAUUUGCUACUGGCUAGGAGUCAAAAUUUUUGUUGCUGUGCUUGAUAUUACACCUGAGGGAAGACCUUUCCUUACAGAGACAUCGUUUGCCUUUUUCCUGAUUGAAUUUACCAAAAAAUACAGCAAGCCACCAAGCAUUGAAUUAGCAUAAAGCCUAAAACCAUUUCCAAAUGGCAACUUCAUAUUAAAAAUAGUUGAAUUGGCUCUAAAAUAACAUCUAAGUUUAAAAUAAUACCCAAAGCUCAUAGACCAGUGGGCUUUAUGUAAAAAUAAAUAUUCUGUUGAUUGCUCAGUCACUUUUUUGACCUUUGCAAGCUGCACAAAUAUACGUUUAGUUUCCUCUUUACCUGACCUGAACACCUUCAUUCCCUGUCAAUCAAACUGUAACUGAUACUGAAAGGCCCAAGCAUUUUACAGGAAUUCUGUGACUGUGAAGGCAACAAACAACCUUGUAGUGCAAAGUAUAGCUGAUUCCAAAGAGCACACCAGAAGUGUUGGGAAGCAGUGUCCUGCUGAGUUGUCUGCAUUGCACAGUAGCAAACUUGCCUGUGUGGAGGGUCCCACAGUUCCACGCACCCUGCAGAGCUGUGCAAAGCUGCUGCUGGCCUGGGCACGUGUGCAGGACGUGAGACAUUCAAGUGGGAAAUCUGUGAUGUGCAGGGUGUAUUUAAUAGCACCCUAUUUUUUCAUAUGUAGAUCUUAUCAGGAAAUCCAGAAAGCAUGCUGGAAGAAUGGUCUGAAAUCUUAAAUGCAGUGGAGAUGCUAGAACUUGAAAGGACUUUCAUGAAACUUCUGUGCUUCAAAAUUAGCUUGAGUUUCAUCUGCUUUUAGUAGGACACUUCUGCUCCAUAAGCAAUUGCCAGGUCAACCCUUCCAAGAAUAGUCACUGUUUAAAUCAAGACUAGAUAGUUUUUUUCUGUGGCUAUAGACCCACUAUAACUUUGUUUUAAAGAGCAUUUCAGAUGUAUGGUCUACAACAUUUAUGGCUUACAUUACACUUCAUUUAAAAAUAGAUUUUAGGAACUUUGUCUUUCUAAAGAAGAAACCUAUGUGAGUAGUAAGGGAGGAUCUGUUUUGUCUGCUUCUGUGAUAACAGUUCAUGUUCGGCUAUAGUUUUAACAACAUUGGAUUUAUGAUGUUGAAAUAUGCAUAGGUCUGUGUUACUUCAAGCUUUGUCUGAACUAUGUAUACGUUUCAAGUAGGAGUUCUUGAACUUGUUAAAUUAGCAGCUACUUUCAAAUACUUCGUAAAAACAGCAGCUGUAUCUUUACUUGCAUUUGUGUAGCAAAAGAAAAAGUAAACUGCCAGAAGUAAUACCGAGAGGUUGCACUUCCACGGCACUAACAACGCGUAUGUUUGGCUUCACCCAUCCAAACCUUCUGUAAAAUGUUGAUAAUUUCAGUACUUUAAACCAUUGUUGAGGCUUAAAUGUCAACGAAAUAAAGGAGUUGCUGGUAAUUGUCAGAAGCACCCAAGGCCCUUGCUUCGGCACCAGGAAGGCUGAUGUGUUUACACUGAGGGUGCCGGUGUGGGUGCUGACGCCUUUGCAAUGGGUGCCGGUGUCUCCACGGCCUCUGGCAGCAGGCUUGCUGCAGAGCCC
Prinia subflava (tawny-flanked prinia) is the source of this 4235-nucleotide messenger RNA. It is a transcript of the gene TPH1, whose product is annotated as tryptophan hydroxylase 1. Gene Ontology annotation, biological process: aromatic amino acid metabolic process; serotonin biosynthetic process. Gene Ontology annotation, molecular function: iron ion binding; tryptophan 5-monooxygenase activity. Bases 564 to 1985 code for a protein of 473 amino acids. Gene Ontology annotation, cellular component: neuron projection. The record is from RefSeq and is a predicted model, not a curated record. NCBI's taxonomy places the organism in Eukaryota, Metazoa, Chordata, Aves, Passeriformes, Cisticolidae. The transcript is spliced from 11 exons.